AUGCCGGAUCUUAAGCUCAUCAACACUUUGCAAAAGCGAAAACUUGAAGCAAUCAUACCACACUCAACCCAUCUAUCAAUUGGGCAGUCAACCGAGUUGAAUAAGUUCCUGACAAUCGUCAUACAAACCAUAGCAGAUAUGGCGAAUACCAUCAAAGUGAAGGAACAGCUAGUCAUCCUCAAGACUCAGGAUGAUUGGGAUAAGUGGAUCGAACAACUGGAAGGGAUGGUUACACCUACGCUAUGGACGAAAUUCAUAGACCCAGACUCAACCAAUCCACCAGCCAUACCAACCCUCGACAUGGAGGAACCAAUUGAGUCAGCCUACUCGGCCACCUAUACCACGGCGGUUAGCAGGGCAGAGGAGGAGCAGGUCGAGCCGCCUGAGUAUAAUCGAGUCCAAUACAACCUCACAAACAAAGAGAGAGAGGAAUUCAGGUUCGACCUGGAGAUCUUCACUCGCAAGGACCUACCCAAAUUCAAAGCUGAAGAACGAGAAUACAUGGAAGCAGCUCAGGUCAUCCGACAGACAUGCGAUGAUACAGCCAAACUAUACUUGAAGGCAAAAGACCCGCUCCGUAUACAAGUUUAG
Messenger RNA from Verruconis gallopava, 591 nucleotides. RefSeq lists its product as uncharacterized. The transcript has a single exon. The coding region runs from base 1 to 591 and encodes 196 amino acids. The record is from RefSeq and is a predicted model, not a curated record. NCBI's taxonomy places the organism in Eukaryota, Fungi, Ascomycota, Dothideomycetes, Venturiales, Sympoventuriaceae.